AUGUCAUUUGCACAGACAGAUACAGUCCUACUUCCAAUAUGUCUUGUUGACAUUGCCAGGAUGAUUGGAGAUUUUCCCAUGAAAUUGUUACGGGGCCACAGUAUGUCUGCACGACUUUCUGUACAUUUGUUUGCACAAACUGUAGUGGAGUACAAUUUUAUGUUGCACUCCAGUAAUCUUCAUAGGCUUCGAGAUUUUAUCAAGCAUGUCUAUGUGGAUAGGAAAUAUACUGGUGAGAUUUCUCACAAAACCUCAAUGGUUCGAGUGGGUGAAAAAGACGACUUCUAUGAGCGACGUUCUUUUGAGAGGUACAGUCAGGGUAGCAGGGAUGACUUUUCUGAACGCCAUUCUUAUGAAAGACCCAGUUCAAGUGGCAUGAAUGAGUAUGUAAGAUAUUCUGCUGCUGAAAGAAGAAGUCCUCGAUACAAACAAGAAAAUGGGAGAGCUGGUGGUCACAGGAGUCGUACUGCUCACUUUGAGGUAGUUGAUGACAGGUUUCGAGAUGAUGGAUACGGAAAUGGAGGGCGAUCUGCAAUUCUCCGAUUUUCUGACGCAGAGUCCAGGGCACGUAGCAGGUCCCCAGAUCCUCAAAUAAGUGGCCAAAUGACCAACACCCCAGUGUUACGUCCUUUCAAAGAUAUUUUGGAUGCGAAUGCUCACGUAGGCAAGCAUCCUACGACAAAUGAUGGGAGGGAUGCUGAUGGCUCUUCCCAUGAGCAGAAGCCAGCACCUUCCACUAGUUUGGGGUCUGUUGAUCGAAGAUCAGGAGAAAAUAAAUCAGUAAACUCAAGUAGCUUGAUUGAUUUCAUGGCUGAUUCUGAACCUCCUGCUGCUGCAGCAUCACAAACGCCACAGAUGGUUCAGUCUGUUGAUGUUGGAAACUCCUCUAUUGGAUCUUCCGCAAUGGAAAAGGCUUCUAAGGCUCCAAAUAUGAAUUCAUUGGAAUAUUUAUUGUUCGAAUUGUCAGCUCCUGCACCUGCGCCUGCAGGUAUUAUGCCUGAGGCAUCUACCAGUAGUGAAACUCCAUCAUCUACACCUGUAGCGUCAUCCAAUUGUGUCAAUGAUACCAUAACUGGAUCAACAAUCAACACACCGGUAGUUCCCUCUAAUGAGGGUGUUCCCACAGCUUCUCGUGUAGGAAAUGAACAAGUGGUGCCCAGUAGUAGCGAGGCUCCCGUGGUAAAAAAAACUGAUGAGCAGCAGUUGCCAACCAUGCAGCAACAUCAGCCGUCUGCAGUCCCUGGUGGGGAUAGUGGUCAUACUGCUCAACAGAGUACUCCAUCUGUUGAAGACGCUUUAUUUAAUGAGCCAUGGCCUUCAUCACCUCCACCAAAUGCUCAAGGAACGCCUCCUUUUGCUUCAUCUGAGCACCCAUCUCAAGCUGUCUCCAAGGCAGUUCAAGAAAGUAUUACAGGGGAUGUGUCAAAAUAUAAUGGGAGGAAAGAGCUUCCAGCAGACCUUUUCACAUAUAGUAGUUCCUCAUUCCCUGCAGCAGUUUCAAGUUGGCAAUUUCGUCCACCACCUGGGCUGGGAUAUAGCAUGCAAUACUUUCCCACUGCAAUGCCUAUUCAAGCUUCUCCGAAUCCUACAAAAUCCACUAACCCAUUUGAUCUCAGUGAUGACAGCACCCUAGUCCAAAACCCAAUGUUUCCUCCUAUGACAUCAUUGCAAGGAGCACUUGCAAAUGUGUCAGCUUCUACAGGCUUACUGCCUCACUCAUCACCUUAUGCGUCUGCACUGGCCCUACAAUCACCUUCUUGUGGAAUGACUAUGCCUCCUGAAGCAUACACGGGGCAACCAUUGGCAAUUAAUAUGCCAAUUUCCAGACCACAAGGAAUUGGUAGCUUUCGCAGCGAGGAAGCUGCUUUUGCCUCCUUAAACCCAAUUCAUCCGUCCAGUGGCAGAUAUCCAGGACUCAACGCCCCAAAUCCAUCUCCAUCAGCAGGAGGAAACCCAUUUGGAUAA
Molecule: messenger RNA, 1965 nt
Organism: Ilex paraguariensis (yerba mate)
Lineage: Eukaryota; Viridiplantae; Streptophyta; Magnoliopsida; Aquifoliales; Aquifoliaceae
Source: the annotation of a GenBank genome assembly